CAUGUCCCAAUUCCUGGAAGCUGGAAAUGAUCUUCCAAGGCUUGUUUAAUCAUGUUGCCUAUUGCGCAUAUUUGGGAUAGUCUAGAUCGAUGCGUUAAACAGCGUGUUCCAGAUCCCGCUAAUAUCCAAUAAUUUCCCACAACCAUUGAAGAGGAAUGGGAAGGACAUUUGUAGCACUGUUUGAAAAGAUACCGUAAAUACAUUUGAGAGUAGAUGUUACUAAUGAACUUCAGCAUGUGUGUUUUGCCUAGUGGGAUGCUCUGUUAAACACGUUCAGCACAUGCAAGCUUCAGGUAGCAUGCGAAAAAGGGACAUUCCAAAUAAACCGAUGAACUUCAGGUCACUCUUGUGACCUAACUCAUGCAAUCCAUAUUCCACUUACAAAUAAUAAAAUGAGUAUAACAUCCUAAUGACCAAAUCCCUCAUGUCGUUUUGUAACAGACCACAGAGACAAUUGAAUAAAAAAAAUAAAUAAUUCAACCAUUUUAAAAGUACAUUGAAAAGGAAUCUCACACCUUUUCACACGUCGAUUCACAAUCAGUAAAACAAAUGCAUGUGUCGUAUCAGGCACACCCAUCAUGACAAACCCCCCAGCCAGCACAACCCUGUCAUCACGGACCUUGUUUCUGGUGCCCUGCAUCGCAACCCUGCAAGGCGCGCAGCUCAUCACUAUAUAUACCCUGCUCGGGUAAAGUGGGAGCAGGGCAGUGGUUUCCAAACUGGGCCCCCGCAUCACCUGUUCACCUUGCUCACCCUAGCGUCGACACACAUGCGCGCAUGCAAACAUACGUAUACAGACACACACGUUCUGGAAGUGGGGACUUGUGGCCUCGGGCCUGUGGGCUUACAAGGAAAACAGAGAUCCAAAUGUGUGGAUCAACACUUGGGUUCCGGCCUGCGUUUGCAAUCAUUUUAAACUCACUGACAUAUCAAGCAGAAUAAUUGCAUUUAUAUUCUGUGCUAUUUUCAUUACCCCCCCACCGCAUAAUAAUGAAUACUGUGAACGACCCGAAUGUGACUUUAAGAACUAGUUUAGGUUUUCUGGCUGCUGUGUAACACGACCCGUGGCUUGCGACAGCUGGAGGAGUGAGACGACGAGCCAUUCGGAAAUAACCUCUCGCUUUCGCUCUCUUCCAAUUUGUACUUCACUCAAAUCUGGGACUGUGCGUAAAGAUCGUUUAACUUUGAGAUGGCAACGCAUUCCCUUUGGAUGUGCUUUGUUGCAGCUGUAGGCCUUCUCUGGGGUGUGACAGCACCAGUGAGUUGUAAUGAGGAGUCUAAACUGAUUGGAGACCUGUUCAAAGGUUACAACAAGAACAUUCGUCCAGCAGCACACCCUACAGACAAGGUGGAGGUUAAGGUCAAGCUGAUCCUCACUAACCUCAUAUCCCUGAAUGAAAAGGAAGAGACUCUCACAACUAAUGUUUGGAUUGAGAUUCAAUGGAAUGAUCUCCGCCUGGCCUGGAACACAUCGGAGUAUUUUGGCAUUGAGAUUAUCCGUGUGCCUUACAACACAGUCUGGCUCCCGGACAUCGUUCUUGAGAACAACAUUGAUGGCAAGUUUGAUGUGGCAUAUUAUGCCAAUGUGUUGAUCUACUCCAGUGGGUACAUGUACUGGCUCCCUCCAGCUAUCUACCGUAGCACAUGUGCAAUAGAGAUCACCUACUUUCCCUUUGACUACCAGAACUGCACCUUAGUCUUCAGGUCCCAGACAUACAGUGCAAACGAGUUGGAGAUCAUACUUGCUGUUGAUGAAGAAAGCCAAAAGCCCAUUGAGUGGGUGGACAUCGAUCCCGAGGCUUUCACUGAGAAUGGUGAGUGGGCCAUAAAGCACCGACCAGCUCGGAAGCUGACCAACUCACACUACACUCCUGAUGACCUGGAGUACCAGGAAAUCUCCUUCAACCUGGUUAUUCAGAGGAAACCUCUGUUCUACAUUAUCAACAUAAUCCUGCCCUGCUCACUCAUUUCCUCCCUGGUAGUGCUGGCCUACUUUUUACCUGCACAGGCUGGGGGACAGAAGUUGACUGUGUCCAUCUCUGUUCUGCUGGCUCAGACUGUCUUCCUUUUUCUUAUUGCUCAGAAAGUCCCUGAGACCUCUCUCAAUGUCCCACUCAUUGGCAAGUACCUCAUCUUUGUCAUGUCUGUGACAACACUAAUCGCUACCAACCAAAUUGUGGUGCUCAAUAUCUCUCUUCGCAGUCCCAAUACCCACACCAUGUCAUACACGAUCAAACAUUUCUUCCUGGAUGUUGUCCCUCGAUUCCUGGGCAUGGCCCCUCUGGUUGAGGAUGAAGAGGCGGAGGUAGAGGUGAAUGGAGUAAGGGAGCGACGGCGUAGCUCGUUCGGCCUAAUGCAGAGAGCGGAGGAGUAUGUGCUGAAACAACCACGAAGCGAGAUGAUGUUUGACAAACAGAGAGAGAGGCACGGCCUCACGCGAUCAUUUGUGGAUGGUAUUGAUGUGAGCACCACAGCCAGUCUGUACAAGAGCCUAGCACAAGCUGCUCCUGAGAUCAAGGAAUGUGUGGAUGCCUGCAACUGCAUUGCUGAGAGCACAAAGCAAACAAAUAACAUUGGAUCAGAAAUGGAGAGCUGGGUAUUGAUCGGGAAGAUGAUUGACAAGGUGUGUUUCUGGGUGGCCAUGGCACUCUUCUCCAUCGGAACAGUCGCCAUCUUCCUAACAGGACAUUUCAACUCUGUCCCUGAGUUUCCAUUCCCUGGGGAAAACAAACGGUACCUCCCCAGUUAGGACAGCAGUGCAAAACCCCAUCCCUUAUCUGGUCACAGGAUUUGUCACGCACCGUCGUCAUUGACUUCAUCAUUUGCAGUAACAUAGUCUUUCUCAUUUUGAUUCUUUCAAAGUAUGUUUUAACAGUAGGUGACUUAAAUUUAUAGUCUUGGCAUCACUUACUUUUGGAUCAAUAUUUCAUACUGUUUUACCCUGUUGUUUGUAUUGUAUUGUAUAUCAAGGCUUGUCUAAAUGUAUUUGUCUAGCCCUAAAUGUAUUUGUCUAAUCCAAGCAACAGUUAAUUGUCCCAGGGAGUAGUAAAUAAAACAGUAGCACAUUGUUUUACACUAGAAAAGCCCACAGGUUUUAAUAUCACAGACAAAGUAAACAUUUAAUGAAAUCCUUACAGCAACAACAACAUCAAAACAUGCAAGGAUUGUAUAGAAAUAGUCUAAUUCUGCCGUACUUUAAUAUUUACAUUUCUAUUUUACUGUAGAGUAUUGUUAGAAGCUUUGUGAAUAAAGGUGAGAAAUAAUAAUGGAAAGCAUUGUGUGAUCACAGAGUGUAGUGUGUGUGCUGUGAAACGUGUCUACAUGUUAAACUAUAUCAUGAAUCCUUUGAGUGACAGGAUAGGCCAUGGAAUCCUGUUUCAAUGUUUCAUUGGCCAACUAAUGUUUUUUAAUACAGUACUUGGAGAAAAAAAUCUGGUAUUUACACAACCGUUCAAAAGUUUGGGGUCACUUG
Esox lucius (northern pike) is the source of this 3472-nucleotide messenger RNA. RefSeq names its product cholinergic receptor, nicotinic, epsilon (gene chrne). NCBI's taxonomy places the organism in Eukaryota, Metazoa, Chordata, Actinopteri, Esociformes, Esocidae. The coding region runs from base 1190 to 2749 and encodes 519 amino acids. The record is from RefSeq and is a predicted model, not a curated record. The transcript has 11 exons. Gene Ontology annotation, cellular component: synapse; neuron projection; postsynaptic membrane. Gene Ontology annotation, biological process: nervous system process; regulation of membrane potential; signal transduction. Gene Ontology annotation, molecular function: transmembrane signaling receptor activity; acetylcholine-gated monoatomic cation-selective channel activity.